AUGCGCCUCGCCAUUCUGCUAUGUGGCUGUCUGGCUAUAGCGCUUGGGCAUGAAGGCAGCGAUGUCUCCGAGGUUCCGAAGGAUCCUGUUGAGGUGUGUUCGGAGCACGAUGAUGCCGAUGACGCCGCCCUUUUUCAAUCUAUAGGCGGCCCGCCCAUGGCUCGUUUGCCGCGAUCCACGAGCCCUGGAUCCAAGCACCGGAGGAAACACGUCGUUGUCAAGAAGGUCCUGCAAGCUCAUCGUGGGAAGCACAGUCUGCAACGUGCGCAUCAUGGAAUGAUGGUGUCAGGGCCUCCUGUGUGGCGUUGA
Molecule: messenger RNA, 309 nt
Organism: Symbiodinium natans
Lineage: Eukaryota; Dinophyceae; Suessiales; Symbiodiniaceae
Source: the annotation of a GenBank genome assembly